CAAUAGUUUUAAAAGUCAUAACAAAAUGUUGUCAAUACAUACGUUAUUGAUAUUUGGUUGUCUAUUUUCGGGCCUUGAGUGUGCCUUUCGCAAACCUUUAGAUUUUGAAUUGAAACAGGCCGAGCCGUGUAGUACGGAGAAAUGUCAGCCACCGCAUUGUCGUUGUUCGGGUAUGACACUACCUAAGAAGGAGUUUAAGGGUCAUGAAAAGGAAAUACCUCAAUUUAUUACCGUUACUUUCGACGAUGCUGUAAAUGCCAUCAACUAUGAGCAAUAUCAGGAACUGUUUAAUAGUCUUCUAAAUCCCGAUCAUUGUGAGGUCAAGGCCACUUUCUAUGUUUCUCAUGAAUACACCGAUUAUUCCAAACUUAAUGCUCUUUACAAUGAGGGUCAUGAAAUAGCUUUGCAUUCCAUUACGCAUGGUGCCGGUACUGAAUACUGGCGCCAGGCUGAUGUGGACCUUAUAAUGCGAGAAUUUGGUAAUCAAAUAGAUAUUUUGGAAAAGUUCGCCAAGAUCAAUCGUAAACAUAUCCGAGGCAUGCGUUUACCAUUUUUACAAAUAUCGGGUAAUAACACCUAUGUAGCGGCCAAACGUUUGGGUUUAUUGUAUGACAGUUCUUGGCCCACUCAGCAGUAUCGCAAUCCUGCCAUGUGGCCUUAUACUUUGGAUUAUUUGUCGGUGCAGGAUUGUCAGAUAAGACCGUGUCCCACAGCAUCUUUACCGGGUUUAUGGGUAUAUCCCAUGGUUACUUGGGUGGAUAAGGAGGGCUACAGCUGUUCCAUGUUGGAUGGUUGUAUUUAUCUGCCUGAAGAUAAAGUGGAGAGUUUAUUUGAAUGGAUGAAGGAAAAUUUCCAUCGUCAUUAUGACAAUAACCGAGCACCUUUCGGCAUGUUUUUGCAUGCCGCUUGGUUUGGCAGAAGUCCCAAUUAUAUUAAAGCUUUCAGGAAGUUCUUGGAAUAUGCCAACUCUCUGCCUGAUGUUUAUAUUACCACACCCACUUCGGUUAUUCAGUAUAUGAAACAUCCCACUUUGGGUAAACCUUUUAAGGGCUGUUUUAAGAAACCUCAAACUUCUUGUCGCCCGAUAUCAUGUGCCCUACAGAAACAAUCUACUGGGGAGACCCGCUACAUGACUGUUUGUGAUAACUGUCCCGAAGUUUAUCCCUGGUUGGAUAAUCCUUUGGGAGAAAUUUAGAAAAUUAUAUAUAUUAACUUCACAUGUGAAAUAACCGAAGCAUAUAAUAAAAGGGAUUUGGAUUUUU
Molecule: messenger RNA, 1262 nt
Organism: Lucilia sericata (common green bottle fly)
Lineage: Eukaryota; Metazoa; Arthropoda; Insecta; Diptera; Calliphoridae
Gene: Cda9
Product: chitin deacetylase 8
Exons: 3
Coding region: 26-1195 (389 amino acids)
Biological process (GO): carbohydrate metabolic process
Molecular function (GO): hydrolase activity, acting on carbon-nitrogen (but not peptide) bonds
Source: RefSeq, a predicted model, not a curated record